AUGGGGAUCCUGCAAGAUUCGAAGCUUGCUGCCAGGCAGUUCGAAAUCGAUUCCGAGUAUGACGAUCUCGACUGGUCGCAGGUGCACUCUGUGCCACCUCUGACGGCAGAGCUUUGUGACUUUGUGCAUGUGGAGACGUGGAGACGUGUGGAGGCGGGCUUCACUGAGGCGGCUGAUGGCGGAGACGAAGACCAAGAUGAAGGAUUUUCCAGCCCCGAGAAAGUGCCCUUGGUCUGGCUUCCUCGCGAGGACGAGAUGAAACACACGCCGCGGGCUGGACCAUGGACGGUCUUGCAGGACGGAAAAGCUUCGCCGAUUGAGGUACAGGGAGCGGAAUCGCUGCAAGGCCUCCCUGUCGUGCUACUUGCGGAAAUUCGGCGAUUUGUCUCGGCCGACGAUGAGUUCGAAAAAUUGGGCGGCGCGAGCCGGGUCAUGAGCCAGGCGACCGUCGCUGCAAUGAUACUGGACGAGCUCUGCACAAGCUGCUGCGGGGUCGUCCAGCCAGCUUUGGGGGAGGUCAAUGUCGGACAACUGUGCACCUUCACGAAGUUGUUCCAAGGUACAGACCGCGGAACGGCAGAGAAAGAGGACAUUCUGCAGGUGGCGGCGGCGGAGUUUGCCACGGAACAUCAGGAAGGCGGACCACGGCAUGCGAGAAGAGAUCCACAACGGCCUCCGUAUGAGUAUGAGACUCGAACCUAUGAGACUAUGAGCCGACCAUCCCUGUAA
Molecule: messenger RNA, 729 nt
Organism: Symbiodinium sp. CCMP2592
Lineage: Eukaryota; Dinophyceae; Suessiales; Symbiodiniaceae
Source: the annotation of a GenBank genome assembly